Messenger RNA from Aspergillus glaucus CBS 516.65, 633 nucleotides. Its product is annotated as frataxin family protein. Lineage: Eukaryota; Fungi; Ascomycota; Eurotiomycetes; Eurotiales; Aspergillaceae. Gene Ontology annotation, cellular component: mitochondrion. Gene Ontology annotation, molecular function: ferroxidase activity; ferric iron binding; ferrous iron binding. The transcript has 2 exons. The coding region runs from base 1 to 633 and encodes 210 amino acids. The record is from RefSeq and is a predicted model, not a curated record. Gene Ontology annotation, biological process: intracellular iron ion homeostasis; iron incorporation into metallo-sulfur cluster.
AUGCUCCCCCGCGCCCCCCGCGCCCUCUCCGCCGUGCGCCCAUCCCUCCGCAUCAGCCGGAUCGCAGCACCAGCUGCCAUCCACCCUCGAGUUCCCCAACAACCCCAACCAGCUCUUCGCCAGAGCUUCCACUCCUCCCCUAUCACCCGCAAAGGCAUCCACCCCGAAUCCUCCGAACCCCCGGCCCCGAAGCCGCAGUCUCACAACGUCGCCGGUGCAGCAGUCCACAUCACAGAGCCGACGCCAUUGACGGACGCGCAGUACUACGAGUACUCGGAGCAUUAUCUCGAGUCGCUGCUGAAUGAGGUUGAGCGGACGGCGCAGGAGGAUGCGUCGGAUUUGGAGGGGGAGUAUAAUGCCGGUGUAUUGAACAUCAUUGCCCCCGGUAUUGGCACCUUCGUCUUGAACAAGCAGCCCCCGAAUAAGCAGAUCUGGCUUAGUUCCCCGAUUUCCGGGCCCAAGCGGUACGACUGGAUUGUUGAAAGCGAGGGGCAGAAUGAGAAGCAGGGAACUCGGACUACUGUCACUGGGCAGUGGGUUUAUCUGCGUGAUGGGUCGAACUUGACGGAUUUGUUGAAUUCGGAGUUGGGCUUGAAUUUGUCCAAGGAUAUCUAUAGCGAGGAGUUAUAUUAG